Hippopotamus amphibius kiboko is the source of this 345-nucleotide messenger RNA. RefSeq names its product 60S ribosomal protein L37a-like. The record is from RefSeq and is a predicted model, not a curated record. Gene Ontology annotation, biological process: translation. The coding region runs from base 1 to 345 and encodes 114 amino acids. The transcript is spliced from 2 exons. Gene Ontology annotation, cellular component: ribosome. Gene Ontology annotation, molecular function: structural constituent of ribosome. Lineage: Eukaryota; Metazoa; Chordata; Mammalia; Artiodactyla; Hippopotamidae.
AUGAAUCCUUUAAAGUUUAUGCUGAAAGCCGACAAAGAAUGUUGUGGCAACGUGGCUAAACGCACCACGAAGGUUGGAAUCGUGGAUAAAUAUGGUGCCUCCCUCAGGAAAAUGGUGAAGAAAAUUGAAAUCAGCCAGCACACCAAGUACACUUACUCCUUCUGUGGCAAAACCAAUAUGAAGAGACAAGCUGUGGGCAUUUGGCACUGUGGUUUCUGCAUAAAAACGGUAGCUGAUGGUGCCUGGACCUACAACACCACUUCUGCUAUCACAGUAAAGUCAGCCAUCAGAAGACUGAAGGACUUGAAAGACCAGCAGAAGUGCCACCAUUUGAUACGUUGCUAG